CAUCAAAAACCCCAUCAAGCUCAGCCCUCAUUACAAUCAUCACUGUCAACAACGUUAUACGCAGCGACCAUCUACUAGACAAACGACAUCAUGAAGAUCUCAAGCGCCUUUCUCCUCACCCUCCUCACCAGCGCGCUGGCCGCGCCUCAUGAGGCUGGCGUUCCCUCCGACUCCACCAAGCGCGACGUCGCCGCCAGAGACGUCCAGGAACCCGGGGCGCAGGCCGCCAUCGACGUCAGGCAGGCCGGCGGUGCCACCAUCUUUCAAGACCCCCCGCUCGACGCCGAUGACGAGGAGAUAGUGCCACGAGCCCCGAAGAAGAAGGGCAAGAAGAAGGGCAAGAAGGGCAAGAAGAAGGGGAAGAAGGGCAAGAAGGGCAAGAAGGCAAAGGCUGCAAAGGCUGCAGACGCCGCCGCGGCCAGGGUCACUGACAGCAACGAUGCUCCGGGCGUUGUCUAAGAUGAUGCAGAGUUCAGUGUUAUACGGAACUGAGUGUUGUGCACGCUUUGAGUUGGUAUUGUGAGGCGCGUGCGCCGGUGGUUAGCUGCGACUUCUACUUGACUACACACAAAUAUGUUGCUAGACAACAUGCAAAGAGCCGCCAAAGCGAACAUAUAUUUGGGCUGCC
Molecule: messenger RNA, 628 nt
Organism: Purpureocillium takamizusanense
Lineage: Eukaryota; Fungi; Ascomycota; Sordariomycetes; Hypocreales; Ophiocordycipitaceae
Exons: 1
Coding region: 91-459 (122 amino acids)
Source: RefSeq, a predicted model, not a curated record